Messenger RNA from Exaiptasia diaphana, 954 nucleotides. RefSeq lists its product as uncharacterized. The record is from RefSeq and is a predicted model, not a curated record. NCBI's taxonomy places the organism in Eukaryota, Metazoa, Cnidaria, Anthozoa, Actiniaria, Aiptasiidae. The coding region runs from base 175 to 696 and encodes 173 amino acids. The transcript has 4 exons.
UAGUACCGGAGGCUAAUCGUUCACCUUUUUUUCGAAAAAAAUGAUAUACUAUUCGAUAGAUAGGCAUUACUUAAAGCAUUUGUGAAAGUUUGAGCGUGAUACGUUACGUACUUAUCGAUAUAUUUUGAAUUGAAAAUCGGUAUCCAUGAGGGUUUUUCGCGCGAAAACUGUAAUAUGAUUUACCAACAACAAAGGAUCGAUGAGUUUUACAUGCAGCGAUUUUUGACGUUUUCACACCUUGGGAUUAAAAAUGCUGAUACAAAUAGUGACUUCUUCGAGGUUUCCGGUCUCUUCAAAAUGGAUGCCAUCCGCGAACAUGCGUUGCUGUGUAUCGGAGAAGAAUUUUCGAAAGAAGGAUAUACAAGUGGAAUUCCGAAGGGGCUCAAGUAUUUGCUCGAGCAAAUACGAAGUCAAGAGCACGAGAGCCCAGAAGCGACAAGGAAGAGAUUUUACAAGCGCAUCUAUGGAAUACUUUGGUACGGAAAUAGAAUCGGCGCGGGAAAAUUUAGCGGGAAAUCGCCAUGCUACAUUUACCCUGACUGCCUAAAGAAGGCAGUCAGAGUUCUUGUCCCAGACAAAGAGGAAACAGAAAGCAGGCCCUACAAGGACCCURCAAAAAGCUCGGUUUACCAUGUAACAAUGGACGACCUUAUAAAGUGCAAGUGGCCAGCCAUUCCCCMAAAAAAGAAAAACUGAAUGGACAACUAUAAAAAGACAAAGUUAUUUUAUGUUCAAAUUAUUUUCCAAGAACAUAGUAUCAUAAAUAUAGUAUUUUUAAGAAAUAUAGUACUUUCUCACAUAUUAGAAUUUCAUUUUUGAGAUUAUAUAACUAUAAUACUAUUCCUACUAUUCCUAUUAUAAAAAAUUCAAGAAUACAUGUACACUAAAUAUAACAUAUGGCAUUCACUAAAGCAUUUUUUGMUACUUUUGAAAAGAAUUUAAAAAUAAAUGUUA